Orycteropus afer afer is the source of this 2143-nucleotide messenger RNA. It is a transcript of the gene CDS1, whose product is annotated as CDP-diacylglycerol synthase 1. Gene Ontology annotation, molecular function: phosphatidate cytidylyltransferase activity. Lineage: Eukaryota; Metazoa; Chordata; Mammalia; Tubulidentata; Orycteropodidae. The record is from RefSeq and is a predicted model, not a curated record. Gene Ontology annotation, cellular component: endoplasmic reticulum membrane.
CCUCGCCCUCAGCCGGCGCAGCGAUCGCUGGAGGCGGCCACGAGCGCUCGCUCGUUGAUGCCGUUUUGGGGGUGACUCGGCGCGGCGGCGGCAGCGGUGGCUCCUGCUCUAUGGUUGAGGGGGUGCUAGUGGCCGCGGCCGUGCCACACCUGGAGUGAGCGCCUGUGGGGUGGCAAGGCGGGGGGCCAGCGUACCCCGCACGCAGCUCGGGUUUCGGGGCGCUGGAGGAGGCGGCCAAGGCCACGCGGGAGCGGGAGAUGUUGGAGCUGAGGCACCGGGGAGGCUGCUCCGGCCCUGGAGGAGCGGUAGCGCCGCCGCCCCGCGAGGGAGAGGCGGCUGGCGGCGACCACGAAACCGAGAGUACUAGCGACAAAGAAACAGAUAUUGAUGACAGAUAUGGAGAUUUGGAUUCCAGAACAGACUCUGACAUUCCAGAAAUUCCACCAUCCACAGAUAGAACCCCUGAAAUUCUCAAGAGAGCCCUAUCUGGUUUAUCUUCAAGGUGGAAAAACUGGUGGAUUCGUGGAAUUCUUACUCUAACUAUGAUUUCAUUAUUUUUCCUGAUCAUCUAUAUGGGAUCCUUUAUGCUGAUGCUUCUAGUUCUGAGCAUCCAAGUGAAAUGCUUCCAUGAAAUCAUCACUAUAGGUUAUAGAGUCUAUCGUUCUUAUGACCUGCCAUGGUUUAGAACACUAAGCUGGUACUUUCUACUGUGUGUAAACUACUUUUUCUAUGGAGAGACGGUAGCUGAUUAUUUUGCUACAUUUGUUCAAAGAGAAGAGCAACUUCAGUUCCUCAUUCGCUACCACAGGUUUAUAUCAUUUGCCCUCUAUCUAGCAGGUUUCUGCAUGUUUGUACUGAGCUUAGUAAAGAAACAUUAUCGUCUGCAGUUUUACAUGUUCGCAUGGACUCAUGUCACUUUACUGAUAACUGUAACUCAGUCACAUCUUGUCAUCCAAAAUCUGUUUGAAGGCAUGAUAUGGUUCCUUGUUCCAAUUUCAAGUGUUAUCUGCAAUGACAUAACUGCUUACCUUUUUGGAUUUUUUUUUGGGAGAACUCCAUUAAUUAAGUUGUCUCCUAAAAAGACAUGGGAAGGAUUCAUUGGUGGUUUCUUUUCCACAGUCGUAUUUGGAUUCAUUGCUGCCUACGUGUUAUCCAAAUACCAGUACUUUGUCUGCCCAGUGGAAUACCGAAGCGACGUCAACUCCUUUGUUACGGAGUGUGAACCCUCAGAACUUUUCCAGCUUCAGAGUUACUCCCUUCCUCCUUUUCUACAGGCAGUAUUCAGACGGGAAACAGUGAGCAUGUAUCCUUUCCAGAUACACAGCAUUGCUCUUUCAUCAUUUGCAUCUUUAAUUGGCCCAUUUGGAGGCUUCUUUGCCAGUGGAUUCAAAAGAGCUUUCAAAAUCAAGGAUUUUGCAAACACCAUUCCUGGACAUGGAGGGAUAAUGGACAGAUUUGAUUGUCAGUAUUUGAUGGCAACUUUCGUGCAUGUGUAUAUUACAAGUUUUAUAAGGGGCCCAAAUCCCAGCAAAGUGCUACAGCAGUUGUUAGUGCUUCAACCUGAGCAGCAGUUAAAUAUAUAUAAAACCCUGAAGACUCAUCUCAUCGAGAAAGGAAUCCUACAGCCUACCUUGAAGGUAUAACUGGAUCCAGAGAGGGAAGGACUGUCAAUAAGGAAUUCUACAGAAAAGCACUGAGAGAUGACAUUUUAUAAUCAUACAGAGAAAUGGUUGUAAAUGCAAUAGAUUGAAGUUUAGCAGACACAAAUGUUUCUUCUCUGAAAUUACUGUGAAUAUUUAGCAAACACUUACUUGAUCCAAGUUAUGACAUAAGUAGCAAAUUGCUGGCAAAAUACCCUGUACGUUUUCUAAGCUGUAUUUUCUGGUGUUAACUUCCUUCCCCUUGCUAGAUUUCAUGAUUUAAAUGACUUGUAUUUUAAAGACUCAAACACUAUAAAAUUCAUAAAUGGAGAAUGUCAUAAGAUUGUACCUGGCAGUGUGCCCUUUGCGCAAUAUUUACUUCUACACUUGGAGCUGCUCUUAAUUUUAGCAGAAUGUUUUAUAGACGGCACAAUAGGAAGUUAGCUGUACUUGUUCUUCCUCCACUUUUAAUCUGAAGUAUUUCCUGAAGGGCUGAAUUGCAU